Molecule: messenger RNA, 2384 nt
Organism: Salmo salar (Atlantic salmon)
Lineage: Eukaryota; Metazoa; Chordata; Actinopteri; Salmoniformes; Salmonidae
Source: RefSeq, a predicted model, not a curated record
GUGUUAGGUAGGAGGAGACAGUGUUAGGUACAGUGUUAGGUAGGAGGGGACAGUGUUAGGUAGGAGGGGACAGUGUUAGGUAGGAGGAGACAGUGUUAGGUACAGUGUAAGGUAGGAGGAGAUAGUGUUAGGUAGGAGGGGACAGUCUUAGGUAGGAGGAGACAGUGUUAGGUAGGAGGAGACAGUGUUAGGUACAAUAUUAGGUAGGAGACAGUGUUAGGUAGGAGGAGACAGUGUUAGGUAGGAGGAUGCGGUGUUAGGUAGGAGGAUGCAGUGUUAGGUACAAUAUUAGGUAGGAUGAAAUUGUGUUAGGUAGGAGGAUACAAUGUUAGGUAGGAGGAGCCAGUGUUAGGUAGGAGGAGGCAGUGUUAGGUACAGUGUUAGGUAGGAGGAGAUAGUGUUAGGUAGGAGGGGACAGUGUUAGGUAGGAGGAGACAGUGUUAGGUAGGAGGAGACAGUGUUAGGUAGGAGGAGACAGUGUUAGGUACAGUGUUCGGUAGGAGGAGACAGUGUUUGGUACAGUGUUAGGUAGGAGGAGGCAGUGUUAGGUAGGAGGAUACAGUUUUAGGUAGGAGGAUGCAGUGUUAGGUAGGAGGGGACAGUGUUAGAUAGGAGGAUACAUUGUUAAGUAGGAGGAGGCAGUGUCAGGUAGGAGGAUACAGUGUUAAGUAGGAGGAUGCAGUGUUAGGUAGGAGGAUUCAGUGUUAGGUAGGAGGAGGCAGUGUUAGGUAGGAGGAGGCAGUGUUAGGUAGGAGGAGGCAGUGUUAGGUAGGAGGAGACAGUGUUAGGUAGGAGGAGACAGUGUUAGGUACAAUAUUAGGUAGGAGACAGUGUUAGGUAGGAGGAGACAGUGUUAGGUAGGAGGAUGCGGUGUUAGGUAGGAGGAUGCAGUGUUAGGUACAAUAUUAGGUAGGAGGAAAUUGUGUUAGGUAGGAGGAUACAAUGUUAGGUAGGAGGAGCCAGUGUUAGGUAGGAGGAGGCAGUGUUAGGUACAGUGUUAGGUAGGAGGAGAUAGUGUUAGGUAGGAGGGGACAGUGUUAGGUAGGAGGAGACAGUGUUAGGUAGGAGGAGACAGUGUUAGGUAGGAGGAGGCAGUGUUAGGUAGGAGGGGACAGUGUUAGGUAGGAGGAUACAUUGUUAAGUAGGAGGAGGCAGUGUUAGGUAGGAGGAUACAGUGUUAGGUAGGAGGAGGCAGUGUUAGGUAGGAGGAGACAGUGUUAGGUAGGAGGGGACCGUGUUAGGUAGGAGGGGACAGUGUUAGGUAGUAGGAGACAGUGUUAGGUAGGAGAAAAUCUGUCUGUAACUCUGAUAUCUGAAGUGAACUGUUUUUCAUGGAGUAACACCAAACUAGCUUGUCUUUAUACUAAAUGUUGAGCCUGUGUUUGUUUAUAGGGUAGUGUGAGGAGCCUCAACGCGGGGAAGGCGUGGUCCCAGGGGUAGGAGCGAUGAGUUCGCUGCGUGUCCCCGUCCUACUGGCGCUGCUGGUCCUCCUGCUGACCGCUGGAUUCUGCAAACAGAGCUCUGUGCACGUGAGCCCGGGGGCGACCACAGGGGCGGGCACAGACGGACGCAACCUCCUGGAGCUCAUCAUGGACAAGGUGCGUCUGACGCGGCAGCAGCAGGACGAGGUACACGUGCGCUACCCCGCCAAAAAACAGGAGUUCACCUUGGAGACCAAGGAGAGGAAUGAAGUGAACAAGUCUCACCAUGGAGAACACAUCAUAGAGGUGUUCCCCAGAGACCUGAGGCAAAAGGAGAAGUUCCUCAAACACCUAACAGGUCCACUAUACUUUAACCCAAAGUGUAGGAAACAUUUCUAUAGACUAUACCACAACACCAGAGACUGUACCAUCCCUGCCUACUAUAAGAGGUGUGCCCGUCUUCUCACCAGAUUGGCAGGCAGUCAGAGGUGUACAGAGAGGUAGAAUACCCUGAGCCCAUGAAAGAGAGAAGUGCCUUGGAAGAUGAACAGACAGACUGCUAGUACUAUCUAUAUGUGUCAUGGGGAACGUUAGUUAUGUUAGGACGUUCAUAGAAGCUCACACAUACUCUACUCUACUCUACUUUACUCAAUUCUACAUUCGGACAAUCUCCGAGUUCAGCUGCCAAAAAACCAUGACGACACGUGGAAGUUAUUUUACGACACUUGGAUUAUAUCAUGACACUAUGCGGGAGUGCUUCUGUAUUCAUUGACAUGCCUUCAUGGGUUAGAACAACAACAUUUGGUUGGAGUUUGGUUGGUGGUCUCUGAGCUGUGGUUGUAGACAGACAGACAGACAGACUGACAGACAGACAAAGACAGACAGGCGGACACACGGACAGACAGACAGACACACGGACGGACAACCAGACAGACACACGGACAGAUAGACAGACACACGGAC